AUGUUCAAUGAUAGUCGAGCUGUUCAUCUGCCUCGUCAAGGCUUAAAUGUGCAAAGAACAAUCAUCAAUACUCAUGGACUUUUGUCAGAAAUCUGUAUUUCACAAACUAAAGUCUUCUGGAUGGGACUACAUCAAAUGGUAUGCAGAUUCUGCAAAAUUAGUUCCUGGUUGUACAAAUCCUUUGAUAUUAGCAGCAAAACAAUGUUCAAACGUGGACGUAGUCAAAUUAAAAAUUUUUCCAAAAAAAACUUCGACAUCUUAAGUUUACACAGUAUGAUAGAAACUGUUGAACAAAAUCGUGUUGGUUUUUUGGAGGAAGUUUUUCAUGAGUACAAAUCGUCUCCGAAUUUUGAUAUCUAUGAUUCUAAAACGACCUCGUUCAGUGUGAAAUUAGUUGAAAUCAGUGGACUAGUUGUAAUUGUUUAG
Messenger RNA from Schistosoma rodhaini, 426 nucleotides. NCBI's taxonomy places the organism in Eukaryota, Metazoa, Platyhelminthes, Trematoda, Strigeidida, Schistosomatidae. The record is from the annotation of a GenBank genome assembly.